Brassica napus (rape) is the source of this 2408-nucleotide messenger RNA. Its product is annotated as membrane-embedded CAAX protease MroQ. NCBI's taxonomy places the organism in Eukaryota, Viridiplantae, Streptophyta, Magnoliopsida, Brassicales, Brassicaceae. Gene Ontology annotation, biological process: CAAX-box protein processing. The record is from RefSeq and is a predicted model, not a curated record. Gene Ontology annotation, molecular function: metalloendopeptidase activity. Gene Ontology annotation, cellular component: membrane. The transcript has 5 exons. Bases 270 to 1208 code for a protein of 312 amino acids.
GCUAACAGAAUCUAUAUAUCUCAAAAAAAAAAAAGAGAGUCAAAUAAAAUAGGACCACGAGUAAUCAUCAGAUACAUAAAGAAAGAAGGACAAGGAGAAUUAGGUGGUACCAAGGAAGAGGGUGAGAGAAAGGGAGAGAUCCAGUUUGUUGUUGCCAUUGCCUGAUGAGCCAAACAGCGUAGAGGAUCACGGCGACCCCAACCAUCCCAAGAAGGGAAUUCACCAGCUUCAGCAUCGACUGGUUGGUUGGUUACUUUGCUUGAAAUGAAAUGAAACGAAGGUUGACUGACUCUAAGGUCAAAGGCCUUGUCCUCCAUCCAUCCAUGAUUCUAUCCCUCACGCCGGUGGUGGCUAGUUCUUCCCUCCGACCAUAUUCAGUGUUUCACCCUCUCUCCUCCUCUACCACUUGUCGUCGGUUGCGAUCCAUCCCUUUCCCAUCUCUCAGAUGCUCUUGUCUCAGUAGCAAACCCACUCCCCAUGGGUUCUCGGUUUUGGCAUCAGAGAUUCCGUGGGAAGACAAGAACGUAUGGACCACGUUCGCUCUUUACAUGUUUUGCCUCCAUAUUCCUCUCAGUUUUGGUGGUUUAUCCAUCCUUGCUCGCACCCUCCACACCCCUCUUCUCCAUCCUCAGACCCAAGUGCUAUCACUUGUGCUUCUCCAGUUGCUCGAACUUUCACUCACCCUCUUCCUUCUGAGGACCACCGCCAAGCCUCAAUUCAAAUCAUUCAACUUUCUUAAGGGUACUAACAACAAUGUCUCAACCCAAGGGAGAAACUGGGUGGUUGGUUCAGCUUUGGGUUUUGGAACUCUUGUUGCUUUUAUCUUCCUCACUUCACUUGUAGCUCAUCAACUCUUUCCUUCUCAGGAUGUGCACAACUCUGAAUUGGAUAAGAUUAUUGAAAGCGGGGAGGUGUCGAGAAUUGGGUGUUUUGUUCUCUACUGCGUCGUAGCUCCCAUACUUGAGGAGAUUGUGUACAGACGAUUUCUACUGAGCUCCUUAGCGUCCAGAAUGGAAUUGAGGAAGGCCCUUGUGAUCAGCUCAGGAGUAUUUGCAGCAUCUCACUUCUCUGGGGAGGAUUUUGUGCAGCUGUUUGGGAUAGGGUGCGUUCUCGGGGGAUGUUACAGCUGGUCAGGGAACUUGGCCUCGUCCGUGGUCGUCCACUCCUUGUACAAUGCCUUGACACUCCUCCUUGCGCUGCCUUCUUAGCCACACCACCCAAGAUGAGAAGAGGUGGGGGCCAUUUCCCUUGUCAGUUACGUCAUAUAGGAAUCUCUAUCUUUCUUUCUUUGGAAGACAGCGUAUAAACCGUGUGUGUGUAAAGAGACAAUCUUGAUCCCUUUUCAGUUUAAUAAAGUGUAUUGAUUAAUGGUAGUACAAGAAACAAAAGGUAAGAUGAGCUUAGCUUAACUGAGAAGAAAAAAAAGGCUUUACCAAAAGGAUGUGAUAGGUUGGUUUACACAGAAGAUGAUAUAUGUAUCUAAUGGACAUAAAAUUACGUGUACAAACAUUUUUUUUAAAGAAAAACAGAGUUUAAAGCAUUUGUUAAUCGGUGUUUAAGGCAAAAAGGAAGAAGCAAAGUGUGAAACAGAAACGAGAGAAAAGAAAGACAAUCAAAACGGGUGUGUCCGUUAGUGGGUCAUGUGGUGAUGACGAAUUCACCUAGCUGAGCUGGCUAUCAUAUUCAUCGUCCAUUCAACUAGCUUUCAAAACAAAUUUACUGGCUAAUGGCUAUACUUAUUAUAUAUUCUACUUUUUUUUUUCUUAUUUUUGUUAAACCUUUAACUACCUAUAUAUAUAUGUUUUACAAACAAUUUAAGAAAAUAAAGUCGUAAAAUUAGGGAAACAAAUUUAAGAGCAAAAAUACAGAAGAGAUUAGCUUGCCUCUUCGGUGUAAAUCUCCCUGAUUUAGCUAUUAAUAAAAGGAAAAACAUAUCUUUCUAAUUCUCAGAAUAAACUCAUCACAGCUGUCAUAUCCCUUGUCUAUAGUUAUAAAUACAGGGGAUGUGGGCACAAGACGGACUUUAAUACACAAAUAUUUACGGUGCUCCUCGAGAAAAGAGAGAUAGAAAAGAAGGAAGAAAGAAAGAAAGAUGGGAGCAUUCGAGGAUAAGGUGAAGCUGAGGGCGAUAGAGCUGAAACAUCUUCUGAAGAAAGGUAUCAAAGUCGUCAGCAAAUCUUGCAAGAAGGGAUGGUCCAAAGUCAAGAACCUUAAGCGCUAAUGAUUCCUCCUUCCUUCUCCUCCGUCUCUGUCUCUGUGUGUUUCUUUCUUUCCCCUCUAGAAAAAACCUAAGUUUUGUCUUCUUCUUUUGCUGUUGUGGGUGAUUAUAUAUUCAUCUAAGUCUUUUCCUUAAUGGUGUCUUGUAUUAAUUGAAAGAUUAAGCCUAAAUAAAAUUAAAUAUGAAACCA